AUGUCUGUUUUUAGAAUCCCUGAUGGAAUAAUUGAUGAUAUCCACAGCCUUAUGGCAAACUACUGGUGGGGGCAGAAAGGAACGGAAAGAAGGAUUCACUGGAGAAAAUGGGAGAAUUUGUGCAGGCCAAAGGAAGAUGGAGGGAUGGGGUUCAGGGAUCUAAAGAUUUUCAAUAAAGCCAUGCUUGCAAAGCAGCUUUGGAACAUUCAUAUUAGACCUACCUCUUUGGUGGCUCGGCUGCUCAAAGCUAAGUACCAUCCGCGUACUUCAAUAUUGGAAGCAAAAUUGGGAUGGAGGCCAAGCUAUGUCUGGAGGAGUUUAAUGGGAGCAUUGGAUCUAUUGAACUUUGGAAGUCGUUGGAGAAUUGGCUCGGGAGAGGAAGUCAGAAUUUGA
Messenger RNA from Linum tenue, 393 nucleotides. The record is from the annotation of a GenBank genome assembly. Lineage: Eukaryota; Viridiplantae; Streptophyta; Magnoliopsida; Malpighiales; Linaceae.